This is a messenger RNA of Glycine soja, 462 nucleotides long. RefSeq lists its product as uncharacterized. The transcript has a single exon. The record is from RefSeq and is a predicted model, not a curated record. Lineage: Eukaryota; Viridiplantae; Streptophyta; Magnoliopsida; Fabales; Fabaceae. Bases 1 to 462 code for a protein of 153 amino acids.
AUGAAAAGUCAUCUCAAACCUCUUUUCAUCAGGGCAAAAGUUGAGAAUGUUGGAAUCAACAAAGUGCUCAUAGAUGGAGGAGCGGCUGUCAACUUAAUGCCUCAAUCUAUGCUCUACAAGAUCGGGAAACAUGACACUGAUCUAUCUGCCCACAACAUUGUGCUCUCUAAUUAUGAGGGCAAAACUGGCUAUUCUUUGGGAGCCAUUCAAGUAGAUGUUGCUGUAGGCAGUAUAGUUCGACCAACUCUAUUCCUGGUGAUACAGUCCAAGGCUAAUUUUAACUUGCUAUUAGGAAGGGAAUGGAUCCAUGGAGUUGGGGCUGUGCCAUCUACUCUCCACCAGAAACUCAUUAUUUGGAGGGAGGAUGGGAUUGUUGAAAAUAUAGAGGCAGAUCAAAGCUUCUAUAAGUCAGAAGUUGAUAAUGUUACUCCACAAACUUUGACAAAAAUUUGGCUAACAUAG